CAUUUCACACAUUGCUAAACUAAAAUCACAAAAACAACUCUUUAUUUUUUUCAACAGCAGCAGAAGAAGAUCCAAGUGCAGAAGAUGGAUUCAUUCGGCGGCGGAUACUACGUUGAUGAGAAAGCGGCGCGUGUCGAAAACAUCUUCCUUGAGUUCCUCAAAAGUUUUCGAUUAAAUCCCAAUUCUCGAGAACCCCAUUACGAAUCGGAGAUCGAGGCCAUGAAACCUAAUGAAUCCAACACUAUGUUCAUUGAUUUCUCCCAUGUUAUGCGUUUCAAUGAUGUGCUUCAGAAGGCCAUUGCUGAUGAGUUCUUAAGAUUUGAGUCGUCGUUGAAGAAUGCGUGCAAACGGUUUGUGAUGGAGCAGAAGCCUACUUUUAUUACUGACGAUAACCCCAAUAAGGAUAUCAAUGUUGCUUUUUAUAAUCUUCCCAUGUUAAAAAGAUUGAGGGAAUUAAGUACAUCUGAAAUUGGAAAAUUAGUAGCAGUGAGGGGGGUGGUGACUCGGACUAGUGAGGUUAGGCCAGAGCUUCUACAGGGUACUUUCAAGUGUUUAGAGUGUGCCACAAUUAUCAAGAAUGUUGAGCAGCAGUUUAAGUACACUGAGCCUUCCAUUUGUAUGAAUCCUAUGUGCUCAAAGGGUAAAAGCUUUGCACUGCUUCGUCAAGACAGUAAAUUUGCAGAUUGGCAGAGGGUUCGAAUGCAGGAAACAUCAAAAGAAAUACCUGCAGGCUCCCUUCCCAGAACAUUGGACGUCAUCCUUCGCCAUGAUAUUGUUGAACAGGCCAGGGCCGGUGACACGGUCAUAUUUACUGGCACUGUAGUUGUGAUACCAGACAUAAUGGCAUUAGCCUCUCCCGGGGAACGAGCUGAGACACGCCGAGAAGCUUCUCAAAAAAAGAAUCCCGGAGGGCAAGAAGGUGUCAAAGGCCUUAGAGCCUUGGGAGUCAGAGAUCUCUGUUACCGACUUGCCUUCAUUGCAAAUUCAGUACAGAUAUGCGAUGACAGAAAGGACUCGGACAUCAGAAAUAGAAAGAGAGAUGCUGAAGAUGAUGACAGUCAGGAGUUCACGACAGAAGAGCUAAAUGAGGUUCAACAGAUGAGGAACACCCCUGAUUUCUUCAAUAAGCUGGUUGAUAGCAUUGCUCCUACUAUAUUUGGCCAUCAAGAUAUCAAGAGAGCAAUAUUGCUUAUGCUUCUGGGUGGUGUCCAUAAAUUUACUCAUGAAGGAAUCAACUUGAGAGGAGAUAUCAAUGUUUGUAUUGUUGGAGAUCCUAGCUGUGCCAAGUCUCAGUUCCUUAAGUAUACUACAACCCUAGUUGCUAGAUCUGUGUAUACAUCUGGCAAAUCCUCGUCUGCUGCUGGAUUGACGGCAACAGUUGCUAAAGAGCCGGAAACUGGAGAGUUCUGUAUCGAGGCUGGAGCACUGAUGCUAGCUGAUAAUGGGGUUUGUUGCAUUGAUGAAUUUGAUAAGAUGGAUGUUCGAGAUCAGGUUGCAAUUCACGAAGCAAUGGAACAACAGACAAUAAGCAUAACAAAAGCAGGCAUACAAGCAACCUUAAACGCAAGAACUUCCAUUUUGGCUGCAGCCAAUCCCACUGGAGGCCGCUAUGACAAGUCUAAACCCCUGAAGUACAAUGUGGCUCUUCCUCCUGCUAUCCUGUCAAGGUUUGAUCUUGUGUAUGUCAUGAUCGAUGACCCUGAUGAUCAAACAGAUUACCACAUUGCUCACCACAUUGUUAGAGUUCAUCAAAAGCGUGAAGCGGCAAUUUCUCCAACGUUCUCGACUGCCCAAUUGAAGCGUUACAUUGCCUAUGCAAAGACCCUAAAACCGAAACUUAGUGCAGAAGCCAGACAAUUGUUGGUGGAAUCCUAUGUUACUUUACGCAGAGGUGAUACAGCUCCUGGGAGUAGAGUUGCAUAUCGCAUGACAGUUAGACAGCUGGAGGCGUUGGUCAGACUUUCAGAAGCUAUAGCUCGAAGCCAUCUUGAAGUUCAGGUGGCUACGCGUCAUGUGCGUCUUGCAGUGAGACUACUGAAAACAUCAAUAAUCAGUGUGGAGUCAAGUGAGAUCGAUCUAUCUGAGUUUCAAGAUGGAGAUUUUGAAGUUGAAGGUGCUGACCCUGCAGCAGCUGAAGCUGGACAAAGUGGUGCUGAACCUGAAUCAACUUCUAACAAUGCAGAAAAUGGUGAUGAUGCUACAGGACAGCAGAAAAAGAAACUUGUUAUAACUGAUGAAUAUUUUCAGCGGGUCACCCAAGCCCUUGUUAUGCGUCUGAGACAGCACGAGGAGACUGUUACACAAGAAGGGUCUGGACUAGCUGGAAUGAGGCAGAGGGAUCUGAUACAGUGGUAUGUGGGCCAGCAGAACGAGAAAAACAACUACAGUUCCAUGGAGGAAGCAGCAGCCGAAGUUUCUAAAAUCAAAGCAAUUAUAGAGAGUUUGAUACGGAGAGAAGGCCAUUUGAUAGUUCUGGAUGAUGGAACACAAGCAGCGGAAGAGGGUGAAAAUGCUAGGCAGCCUUCGUCUAGAAAUGAUAGAAUUCUUGCUGUGGCACCAAAUUAUGUUAUUGAUUGAUCCUGCAGUGUUUUUUUAGUGCUGAACUAUUCUAUCUAAGGUAAGCUAUUGAGCCAAUGCAGUGUCCCAGGCCCUGGAGGCCCUGUACUGACAUUAAAAAUGUUUGAGGGCAGGCUGUAGUCGCUAAAAUUUGAAGUUCUGCUCACACUUCACCUCCUUUGGACUUGAUCCGGGCAAGACGUACUGUGUUCAUGUCAGAGGGCAUAAUGUUUAACUUCGGAAUGGGACAAAUUUGGUUGAAUAUGUUUUGAUUGGAUACAUUUAAAUUUAUUGUUUUAAUUAAAGAGAUCCUUUGAAUUGGUAAAGCGAUUUGCGAAUAA
Molecule: messenger RNA, 2897 nt
Organism: Daucus carota subsp. sativus
Lineage: Eukaryota; Viridiplantae; Streptophyta; Magnoliopsida; Apiales; Apiaceae
Product: DNA replication licensing factor MCM6
Exons: 18
Coding region: 85-2577 (830 amino acids)
Biological process (GO): double-strand break repair via break-induced replication; DNA replication initiation; mitotic DNA replication
Cellular component (GO): MCM complex; nucleus
Molecular function (GO): ATP binding; single-stranded DNA binding; single-stranded 3'-5' DNA helicase activity
Source: RefSeq, a predicted model, not a curated record